This is a messenger RNA of Podospora pseudocomata, 3378 nucleotides long. RefSeq names its product MutS protein 1 (gene msh1). Gene Ontology annotation, cellular component: nucleus; mitochondrion. Gene Ontology annotation, biological process: mitochondrial DNA repair; mismatch repair. Gene Ontology annotation, molecular function: ATP-dependent DNA damage sensor activity; mismatched DNA binding; ATP binding. The record is from RefSeq and is a predicted model, not a curated record. The transcript has 3 exons. NCBI's taxonomy places the organism in Eukaryota, Fungi, Ascomycota, Sordariomycetes, Sordariales, Podosporaceae. The coding region runs from base 224 to 3346 and encodes 1040 amino acids.
CCGCGACAACCACUGGGAAGACCUGAGAGAACUGCAACAAAAGAAGCUUUUUGUCCCCUGGAAAGCCACUCCAGAAUAAAUCCCUGCCCAGUCAGUGUCUGCGGGGGAUUCCGCCCGCCGCAUCGCCAAGAAUUCUCGGAUUUUACAGGACAACUCUUAACACUAGAAUUUCCAUCACGUUGUCGCCUCGUCAACAACCAAUCCUGAUUAUUCUCUUCUCCUGAUGCUGUCCUCGCGACCACCACCAGUUCCGCGCCUCCGGAUAGCGUGUCUCGCCCAGACAACUCGCUGCCACCCGCGCUGUGGUCCCGCCACCGUCGGGCGGUGUGGUGUCCGACAUGUAACCACGGCCUUGUUUUCUGGACCCUCUGCUGCGUCUGGAACGCGUGCGGCUCGUCUGGCUCCCUUGCAACACCUUCAGCUCCGCGGCAAGAAAACUACCGUCGUCAAGCUGGACGAGCUGCCACAGGGGCUGAUCGUACCACCAGAGACGCCGGCUCCAGUGGAACAAGAUGACGAGCCCCAGUACCCGACAGUGGUGCAGCAGGCCCGCCGCAACAUGCAGAAGUUUGACAAUUGCGUGCUGCUCACCCGUGUCGGCGGCUUCUACGAGCUGUACUUCGAGCACGCCGAUGAAUACGGCCCGCUCCUCAACCUCAAAGUCUCACAGAAGAAGACAAAUGCCGGCCCCGUAUCCAUGGCCGGCUUUCCAUUCUUCCAACUGGAUCGCUUUCUCAAGAUCUUGGUCCAAGACCUCAACCGCCAUGUAGCCAUUGCUGAAGAGUUCCCCAACGAUGCCUCGGCCAAGAUCAGGUCUGGUGGGUUGAUGCAUGACCGUCGAGUGGCCCGUAUUGUCACUCCCGGCACUCUCAUCGAUGAGAACUUCAUGGAUCCUUAUGCAAACAACUAUGUAAUGGCCGUUCAUCUGCCCAAGAAAGCGGAAUUAUCGGACCAUGUGAGCCGCCAAGUGGGACAGCAAGCCAUCAACACGCCAAACCCGGCCGAUGAUGCCCCGAACCGUAUCGGUCUAGCAUGGCUGGAUCUGUCGACCGGCUAUUUCUUCACUCAGCCGGCCACUCUAGCAUCGCUCGGCUCCGUGCUGUCUCGGGUGUCACCUCGGGAGGUUGUUCUGGACAAGGCCCUCGAGUCUGCCGAGGAUCAGGGGAUCGCGUCUAUCCUGCAGGAGGAGAGCUACCUGGUGACAUACUCUCCCCAAGGUGGGUUUCAGUCGCUAGACGACUGGCAGCCCAUGCUGGAGGGUAAAAUCCCGGCGAAGGAGGCCAAAAAGUUUACAGAGGAGGAAGUAGAUGCCGGCAGUCUGCUGCUCCACUACGUGGGAGAUCGGCUUCAGGGGCUGAGCAUGAAGCUCCAGCCACCGGUUCGCCAUGUAAACAUGGAGGUGAUGAAUAUUGACAAGAAUACCAUGCGGUCACUUGAAAUUAAGGAGACUGUCCGGGAUGGCACGUUUAAGGGGAGCUUGUUGUACGCCAUCAGGCGAACGGCAACCAAGAGUGGCGCCCGGCUUCUCAACCAGUGGCUGAGUUUCCCGUCAACAUCACUCAAAGCCAUCAACGCCAGACUUGACCUGGUAGAACGCUUCAUUCAAGACGAAGAACUUCGAGAUGCCAUCAUCGUCCUUCUCCGCAGAAGCCAUGACUCCCAGCGCCUCGUCCAAAAGUUCGCCCUCAACCGCGGCGAUGCCGAUGACCUACUCCAGCUAGCCAGCACAAUCAAGUCAACAGAGGACAUAGUCGCCCUCCUUGAAGCCUCCAUAGCCUCCCAACCCGAAGAAGCCAAACCAGCACCACCAGAAGAAGAUGCGACCCCGGAAGAAGAAGAAGACGAGGACCCCCUCGCCACCCUCCUCUCCCGCAUCUCCCUCAAAUCCCCCCUCAAACUAGCCCACUCCAUCCGCUCCGCCAUCGAUGAAGAAAACCUAAUCCAGCAACACCAACUAGAAGACUCCCGCGCCGGCGAGCUCCUCUCCCUCGCCCAAGAAAUCGUUUCUUCCGAAGCCACAGAAGAAGACGGAACCAUCCUCCCCAAAUCCCGGCUCCCCUCUUCUUCUUCCCCUUCCCAAAAACCCAACCGGAGGAAGAUACCUUCAAUACGGGACCACUACUCGGAAGAAGCAGAACUCUUCAUCAUGCAACCCCGCGCCUCCCGCCUUUUGAGCUCACUGCACAAACAACUCGCCAGUCUCAAAUCCCAAAAGGAAGAGCUCUGCCUGUCUCUCCGUCGGGAGCUGAACCUCCCAUCCCUGACCUUGAAAUGGACACCCCAGCUAGGGCACAUCUGCCACGUCAAAGGUCGGGACUCUCUCUCCUCCCCUGUCUCUGACACCCCUUCCAUCAGGACCCUCUCCACCUCCCGCAGCACCCGCUCCUUUCACCACCCGGCCUGGUCAUCGUUGGGUGACUCCCUCUCCCAAACCCGCCUCGCUAUCAGAGCAGAAGAAUCCCGCGUUUUUGCGUCGUUGCGACAGUCGGUGAUUUUGAAUCUGGUAAAGUUACGACGGAACGCCGCCGUGCUAGACGAGCUAGAUGUCCUCACCUCCUUCGCCUCGCUAGCCCGAGAGAAAAACCUCGUCCGCCCCAUCCUGAACACCUCCACUGCCACAAUAAUAGUAGGAGGUCGGCACCCCACCGUCGAGUCCGCCCUCCAAGAACAAGGCCGCACUUUUACCAAGAACGACCUUUUCCUCUCCUCCCCCCCCUCAUCCCCUUCCCAACACGGCCGCAUCUGGCUCGUCACCGGCCCAAACAUGGCCGGCAAAUCCACCUUCCUCCGUCAGUCCGCCCUCAUCACGAUCCUCUCCCAGAUCGGCUCCUUCAUCCCCGCAGACCACGCCCAGCUCGGCCUGGUCGACGCAAUCUUCUCCCGCCUCGGCUCCUCGGACAACCUCUACGCCUCCCAGUCCACCUUCAUGGUCGAGAUGCUCGAGACCUCCACCAUCCUCCGCCAGGCCACCCCCCGCUCCUUCGUCAUCAUGGACGAGAUCGGCCGGGGUACAACGCCACAAGACGGAACCGCCGUCGCCUUCGCCUCCCUCCACCACCUCGUCAAGGUCAACAGAUGUCGUGCGUUGUUCGCUACUCACUUCCACGACAUCGCCGGUUUGAUCAAAGAACAAAACCUGACCGUCCAAGACGGGGGGCAGGAUGGAGCGGUGGAGAUGUACUGUACCGAUGUGGAAGAAGACGAAAACGGGGGGUUCGUCUAUGUGCACAAACUCCAGAAGGGCGUCAACAGGACGAGUCACGCGCUCAAGGUCGCGAGGUUGGCUGGGUUGCCUGACAGGGCUAUUCAAGUCGCAAGAGAAGUGUUGGAAAGGAAUGGGCUAUAGAACGCAUAAAAAAACAAUGUCACAUCACAGGA